AUGAUGAACUCGCUUGUACGGCACGUGCUGCUCGGCAGUGCCAACCAGAAGACACCUUAUAUGUGCAUGUAUCUGUCUGCUUCUCUUGGUUGUGCAAGGCUAUGGCAGCAUGACAUGUCAGAAAUGUACAGCAUUGGAGGCGGGUCGUGGUUCUUCUUCGGAUGGGACCAGAUGAUGGAUGAAAUUGGCUUCCUCAGCUGUUUGUUGUCUGUCACACUCACGCUUUACGACGACGAUGCUGAGGCAGAGUCUGCAGAGCCUUCAGAGCCUGCAGGCCAAUGGCACAGCUCCUCCACGUCCAGCCAGGGCUCCCGCCAUGGGUCAGACUGCAUUGGACAUCAGGCCGAGGCAGAGGAAUGUGAGCCGGUGCUGCAGCCCGAGAAGGCGGACAGCAGCCCCGGGCUGCGCAGUCGGAGGCCCGCACCUGAGCGGGCAGGCCAAGCUGUCGAGGCGAGGAGGCGCAGCGCCGACCAGGCCGAGGCAGGCAAGACAACCUUUGCAGCUUUAUGGCAGCUUGUCUGGCAUCCGCUCUCUGAAAAGCCUGGUUCUGCUCUCGAGCGGUGCCAAACUAUCGUGGAGUACGUGCGAAUCAUGGCAGAGAUCUCGCUGUCAUUGGCCAGUUUCCGCCUUUUUUUAGCAGCGGGUUUAAUCAAGAUGCGAGUUGGGAGCCCAUGCUGGAAAGACCUCACUUGCCUCUAUGAUCACUAUGAGACACAGCCCAUGCCCAAUUCCGCAGCGUGGUAUUUUCACAACUACACCCCGCGGUCUCUUCUCCGCCUGAUGCAGUGGUUCGCGAUAGACGUAUCAGAAUGCAUUGUUCCAUUCUUGCUCCUGGGGUUUGCAGCAAACGUGGGACCUCUGGGCUUGUUGCGCCGACAUCUUCUGCAACGGGAAGAGUGGUAUCUGCAGUGGUUAGCUCGUUUUCCGGCACGUCUAGUGGGGUCUGUGACCAUCAUGACGUUUGUUUUUGGUAUGUUUAUUGGCGGCAACUACGCCUUCCUGCAUCCUUUGUCGCUGGUGGCACUGGUGGCCUCCAUGGGCACUGUGGAAGACAUCCCCAUGCAGAGAAGGCCGGUGUCUCCUGUCAAAGCUGUCUACCGUUUGGCCGUGCCGUGGCUGACGCUUCUCCUGUUGAUCUUCGCUUUUCUUCCCAGUCUUAGAGCAUAUGCCUGGCUAAUCAUGGGCCAGGAGAGGCUCGGAAUGCUGGAGCCUCUGGGCAGGUCAAGCUUUGUCCGGGCAGCUGAGCAGAUGAACCUGGGAAUCCCUUACAAUCACCACGCUUACUUCGCCGGCGCCGUCCACAAGCGAAACGAGAUGGUCCUCUUUGCGGAAGCUGGUGAAGGCCCUGUUGAGCUGGACAUCCCGUACAAAGUGGGUCGGCUGGACCGUGCACCCCGUCAGACCAGCCCUCUGCACCGACGCUUCGCCUGGCAGUGGUGGUUCCUGGGCCUAGGCAGCGACCCUUCCUGGCUGGUCUCCUUUCUGGAGCUGCUAUGCCAGAAAGAUAAAGUGGCCUGGCAAUCUGUGGAAUGGAACGGCAAAGUGCACGCCAAACUUGACAAGCUUCAAAAAGUUUCAGUGCAGAUGUACACAUACCACUUCUCUACGCUCGAGAGCAAGUUUCGCGCAUGGGAUGAUGCUGUACAUGCUGUACAUAGCCAGGCAGCAGAAGGCUGCCCGAUGAAGCUGGACUCAGACCAGUCCAAUGGCUUCUUCAUGACCAUGGAUGCGCAAGUUGACCAGUUCGCCCGUGUUGUGCGAGCUGACAAGAACCUGAGCAGCGGCUUCAACGCCGUUGGCUUCUCGCAGGGCAAUACCGUGAUCCGUGGCUACAUCCACAAGUACAAUGACCCACCUGUCAGGAGCUUUUUGUCAAUGCACGGCGUCCUCAUGGGCGUGAACGGGCUGCCACAGUGCCCAAUGGAGGUGCCAGGAGUUGGAAUCCUCUGUCGAGCAGUCGAUGCAAUUGUUUCACAUGCUGGGGUGUACACCAGCUUUGUGCAGAACCACUUGGCCCAAGCGAACUACUACCGCGAUGCGGCAAACCUUGGCGAAUACAGGUCCAGCGCCCACUUCUUGCCCUACAUCAACAAUGAGGUCAAGGGCCAGGAGAAUGCUACGUACAAGGAGAAUUUCAAGUCCUUGGAGAAACUGGUGCUGGUAAUGGCGAAGGAUGAUACCAUGGUCCACCCAAAAGAGAGCGAGCACUUCGGCUACUUCAAAGACGGCUCACGGGAGACCUUGGUGGACAUGCACGACGCCCCGUGGUACACCGAAGAUUGGUUUGGCCUCAAGAGCUUGGACCAGGAGAAGAAGAUUGAUUUCUUCUCGACCCCAGGCAACCAUCUGCGCUUCAAGACGGACUUCUUGGUUGACAUGGUCAAGCGGUACUUUGUGACCAGUGGCUCAUCCAUCAUGGUUUGA
Symbiodinium natans is the source of this 2424-nucleotide messenger RNA. The record is from the annotation of a GenBank genome assembly. NCBI's taxonomy places the organism in Eukaryota, Dinophyceae, Suessiales, Symbiodiniaceae.